AUGCUCAUGAUACAAUGGAACAAUUGGACCAGUAACUCUGACUUCAUCCUCUUAGGAUUAUUUGACCACAGCUCUCUUCACACUUUUUUCUUUUCCCUCAUCCUGGGUAUCUUCUUCAUGGCCUUCAUAGGAAAUUCUAUCAUGGUGAUUCUCAUCUACCUGGAUGCCCAACUCCACACCCCCAUGUACAUCCUUCUCAGUCAACUUUCUCUCAUGGAUCUCAUGCUCAUCACUACCACAGUACCCCAGAUGGCCUUCAACUUCCUUUCUGGUAACAAGUCCAUCUCCAUGGCUGGCUGUGGACUCCAGAUAUUUUUCUAUGUAUCUCUACUUGGAGCUGAGUGUUUUUUGUUGGCUGCAAUGGCCUAUGACCGUUAUGUAGCUAUUUGCUACCCAUUAAGGUACCCUAUUCUCAUGAGUCACAAAAUAUGUGGCCUCAUGGCUGCCUCCUCUUGGAUUCUUGGCUCUCUUGAUGGUAUAAUAGAAGUUGCAGCUGCAUUGUCUUUUUCAUAUUGUGGUGCCAGAGAAAUACCUCAUUUUUUCUGUGAUGUUCCUGCCUUGCUCACUCUUUCAUGUAGUAAUACCUUGAUAUUUGAAAAGAUUAUAUUUUUCUGCUGUGUAAUUAUGCUUACUUUACCUGUAGCAAUCAUUAUUGCUUCAUAUACUCGUGUGAUUCUGGCUGUCCUUCAUAUGGGCUCAUCUGAGAGUCGCCAUAAAGCUUUUGCCACCUGUUCCUCUCACCUCAUGGUGGUGGGAAUGUACUAUGGGGCAGCCAUGUUCAUAUACAUGCGGCCCUCUUCUGGUCGUUCUCCCACCCAGGACAAAAUAGUGUCAGCUUUCUACACGAUCCUUACUCCAAUGUUGAACCCCCUCAUUUAUAGCCUCCGGAACAAAGAAGUAGCCAAAGCAUUCAGGAAAGUGUUAGGGAUUGAUAAGGUAGCAGCAUGA
Molecule: messenger RNA, 948 nt
Organism: Rattus rattus (black rat)
Lineage: Eukaryota; Metazoa; Chordata; Mammalia; Rodentia; Muridae
Product: olfactory receptor 2M3-like
Exons: 1
Coding region: 1-948 (315 amino acids)
Biological process (GO): G protein-coupled receptor signaling pathway
Cellular component (GO): membrane
Molecular function (GO): olfactory receptor activity; G protein-coupled receptor activity
Source: RefSeq, a predicted model, not a curated record